AAUGCCGUAACUUGGCGGAAGUGUUUCUCCUCCAUAAUAAAAGCCUCCAAGCUCUGUCACUGCGGUGUCGGUUCGUGCUGCCUUCACGGACCUGCGGCUCACCUGAGCGAACCAGAACCUGAGCCAGAACCGGAACCAAAGCCGCUGGAGGACGGCGGACCAGGGCGCGGACCGACCGCUGGACGGACGCCGCGGUGAGCGUCUCCUCCCCCGGCCACAGCAGAGAGCAGCGUCCGCCCGGAGCUCCGGUGGAGGCGGCUAACUGCAGCUAGCUGGACCCACCGGGACCGGAACCGAGAGGGUUCUGGACCGGGUCUUUGUGUCGUCGGUAAACCGGCUGAACCGACCAGAACCGGAGCAGUUUUUUUCUGUGUUUUUUUUUAAUCCUCCGGGUCGGGACCGGGACUGACGGACCGGGACCUGCAGGGAGUUCGGGUUUCGGUAAAUCCUCUCCAGGACCAGACAUGAGGCCCGGACGUGACCCGGGACCCGCAGAAACCCGUUUCUAGCCUCGAACCCGGUUUGUCGCGGAUCGUUGGGCCUCCGGUUCCGGUUCCUCCAGCACCAUGGGCACCCAGGGACCGGGCCGGAAAAGGAUCCCGAACCGGGACAAGCUGACGGCGGAGGACGACGCUCUGAACCAGAUCGCCAGAGAGGCUGAGGCCAGGUUGGCGGCGAAGCGAGCAGCGAGAGCCGAAGCUCGAGAAAUCCGGAUGAAGGAACUGGAGCGACAGCAGAAGGAGCUCUUUCACUCUCAUAAGAAGUAUUAUGGUCUGGAUAAUAAGUGGGGCCACAUUGAGCAGUGGAUGGAGGACAGUGAGCGGUAUUCUCGCCACUCACGGAGACACGCUUCGGUGUCAGACGAUGAGGAGAGGAUGUCUGUGGGGAGUCGAGGCAGCCUGAGGCCUUCAGACUACAGUGGUUUUUUGGGCUCCAGCUCUCGGGCCUCCUCCAGGGCGAGUUCUGCUCGUGCUAGCCCAGUGGUGGAGGAGAGGACCGACAGAGACUUCCUGGAGAAGGGCUCCAGGACGGCGUCCACGCUGUCCGCCGCCACACUGGCCUCUCUGGGCGGAGCCUCGUCCCGCCGGGGCAGCUGUGACACAUCGUUCUCCGUGGAGACCGAGGCGUCCAUCAGGGACAUGAAGGACUCGCUGGCCGAGGCGGAGGACAAGUACCGGAAGGCCAUGGUGUCAAACGCCCAGCUGCACAACGACAAGUCCACCCUGAUGUACCAGGUGGAGGCGCUGAGGGAGGAGCUCAGCGACAUGGAGGAGCUGCUGUGGGAGGCUCGCCGUCGCCACGACGAUCGCACCAAGGAGUUUGAGCGCGAGCGUCAGAAUCACAGCGUCCUGCAGUUCCAGUUCAAAGAAAUGAAAGAAACUCUGAGACAAAGUGAAGAACUGCUGACGGAGGUCUCAGAUCUGCGUCUGAAGAGCAGCAGCUACUGUCAAGAGGUUUCGGACCUUCAGGAGGCUCUGCAGUGGAAGGAGAAGAAGAUCUCGGCCUUAGAGCGGCAAACAGAAAUCUCCGACAUCGUUCGGAUCGAACGCGACCGACUCAGAGACGAUGUGGUCCGACUGAGAGAUUUACUGAAGGAACACGGAAUCGUCGUGUCUCCGGACAUCACCACCAAUGGGGACGCAGGACGAGGCGGAUCUGAGGAUGACAUCAGCACGGAUGCUGCCGCCCGAUUGGCCCAGGAGGCGCCUCACGGUGGCAGAGAGAGCAUGCUGGAGCUCAGACUGAAGAAGCUGUUUGAAGAACGAGAGAGUUUACAGGACCAGGUGAGGCUGCUAAAGUCUCAACUGGACCAGAAGAAUGGGACCGACGGAGUCCAGAACCCAGAGGGGGGUCUGGAGAACGGGAUGGACACUCACCUGCUGGACCUGCAGAGAGACGCCAAUAGACAGAUCAGCGAUCUCAAGUUCAAACUGGUGAAGUCUGAGCAGGAAGUCACCGCUCUGGAACAAAACGUGAUCCGACUGGAGGGUCAGGUGAGUCGCUACAAGUCGGCCUCGGAGAACGCCGAGAAGAUCGAAGACGAGCUGAAGGUGGAGAAAAGGAAGCUGCAGAGAGAGCUGCGUUCAGCCCUGGAUCGGAUCGAUGAGUUGGAACUCAGCAACUCUCACCUGAACAAACGUCUGGAGAAGAUGAAGGCCAAUAGGAACGCUCUGCUGGCCCAACAGUGAAGCUCCGCCCCCUCCAGGUGGAGUCCCAUCAUCUGCAUGAAGCUCCACCCACCGAGCUAUCAACAUCCGCCUCGUUAAUUAGAGCAGAAUGUGAAGGUGGUGAGAGCUGAAGAGCUCAAACUUUAAAUUCGACGAGAUCAGAUCUGAAGCUUUCUUGCACUUGAUGAGAAACAAACCUUAAAUGUAGCUGAACCUCCGGUUUUCUCCACAUUACAGCUUCCUUUUUAUCCAAACGUGGGCUGAUGGUUGUUUUUACUGCGGCUUCCAGCACACUUUACAGUUUGUUUUUCUUCGUUGUGAUGUGGAGGAAACAGGUUUCCAUUGGUUUAGAGAACUAAUGACAUCACAGGAAGUGGUUUUAACGGUUUGUACAAAGCACUAUGGUGGUAGUUUACCUGCUCAGGUGACCAGACGAUCUCAAACACUAACCGAGGAACUGAAUGUGAUGACUUACUCAUGUUUUUCUUUCUGAUGCUCAAAUAACAAGCAAGCCUCGCCCACCUGGUGAUACAGGUGAGGUGAAACAAACACUACAUCUGCCUCAUCAGCAUCCAUCUAUGAGGACUCCAGUAAUACCUCUUCUACUACACUGGGGGCGCUGCCUCCCCACAGACUGGAUCAGACCGGAACAAACCGGAUCAGACUGGAGCAGAAUGAAUCAGUGUGGACCAAGCAUGAUUAGACCUGACUGGUCCUGAUGAAAGUGGACCAGGGGGACCAAACCAGAUCAAACCAGAUCUAACCAGCCAGACCGGUCAGAUCUGGUUUGAUCCUGUUUCAUUUAGUUUAAUUCAGUUUAUACUGAAUUCAACUGGAUCAAACCAGAUGAAACUGGACCAGAAUGAAUCAAUGUGGACCAAGAUGGAGUAGACCUGACUGGUCCUGAUGAAAGUGGACCAAGGAGAUCAAACCAGAUCAGACCAAAUCAAACCAGAUCAGACCAGAUCUUGAACUGAAUUGAAUCUGACCAGCCAGACUUGAUUGAUCUAUUUUGAUCCUGUUUGAUUUAGUUUAGUUCAGAUUAACUGAGUCAAACUGGAUUAAACUGAAUCAAACCAUAUCAAACUGGAUCUGACUGGUCUGGAUCCGACCGGCACCAGCUUUGUUUUUCAUUUUCUUUCCUUCUUGGUGGUUUUAGUUUCGUCUCCUCAGUUUUUCUGUUUUCCUGUAGAAACCGUCGAGCCAAUCAGCUCGUCCUGUUUUUAGUCUGACUUUAAUUUUCCUGGUUCGAGUUCUGGAGCCCCGCCCACUCCGCUGUGACAUACCUGUUCAGGUGACAUUGAGGGGUGUGGCCUCGUGGGCGGAGCCUGAAUCAGGAUCUUUAUGUUGGUUUUUAAGACUCUUCAUGGCACCCGGGAUGUAAAAGCACCAGCUUAUAAAAUGUCUGUAAUCAAUCAAUUAUCGCAGAUCAAUAAGUCUUAUUGGUAAAAGCAUCGAACUCUUAAAGUUGAUGUUGUGAAUGUACGAGACGCUGCAGAGCAUCGAUACGAAGCGAUCGCACUGAAGGUCUGAACUUGUUUUAUUUAAUCGAUCAGGAUGUGGGGUAUCAAUCAAUCAAUGAUCAGUGAGGGUUAUUGAUCAGUGUGACGGGUCUUUGAAGCACGAAAAUAAACUCAUGCAACAUCUCA
This is a messenger RNA of Acanthochromis polyacanthus (spiny chromis), 3817 nucleotides long. RefSeq names its product leucine rich repeat (in FLII) interacting protein 1b (gene lrrfip1b). The transcript is spliced from 18 exons. Lineage: Eukaryota; Metazoa; Chordata; Actinopteri; Pomacentridae. Bases 567 to 2189 code for a protein of 540 amino acids. Gene Ontology annotation, molecular function: RNA polymerase II cis-regulatory region sequence-specific DNA binding; DNA-binding transcription factor activity, RNA polymerase II-specific. Gene Ontology annotation, biological process: regulation of transcription by RNA polymerase II. The record is from RefSeq and is a predicted model, not a curated record.